AUUUUGACAUUUCCGUUACAAUUUAAAACUUGGUGGACGUUUUUUGUCCUUUUGUAUCUUUUAUAAAAACAUUGUGCUGUGCUUUUAAUUUAUAUUAUUCUAAUUAGAAAGAAAAUCGGAGUUUAUUCAAAAUGAACAACGUAAAAUCAUUUAACAGCAAAUCAGACCUCGAAUUAUCCGAAUCCAAGCAAUACAACAUGAAAAUGUUUAUAAACGCCACAAGAGAUUAUUGUAACAACAGUACAGAAGAAACCGCAAGCCUUUUAACCAGACAUUUACAGAUUUUAUGCGUAACAAUCGAUUUAAGCAUUUUUGACCCACACACAAGCGUCGCUUGUGAAUUUUUUGUGAGUCUUCACGAAUUGUUAACAUGCCUUGAGGCGAGAUCUCCAAUUGCGUGGUGUUGUGUAAGUGUUUUAAACACUUGUUGUCGUAAUUAUGCCGCGAGAGUGGCUUUAAUAGAAACAUAUCACUUUUUGCCACCUUUAUCAAGAUUAUUAGGAGACCAUUUGUCGAAAGAAAAGAAAAUACGGUUGUUAUCAUUACUGCAGGAGUUAACAGGUGGAAUUAAAAUCUUGUGGCAGAUUCCCCAUUUAGUACAUUUAAUGUCUACCCUUAUAAAAUGGAUUAAAAGUGGGUUAGAAGACAUCAUGUCAUUAUCUUUAGGGGUUUUAGUUAAUUUGUGUUACAAAAAUUUGCCUGCUUUAUACACUUUAUCGAGGUGUGUUGAUAUAAAAGAAUUUAUUAGGUAUUUAAUGUCUUUAAAGGGUGCUAAAUUGGAAGUCCAUAUUUGUAAAUUAUUAAUAAUUUGUGAUAACCUCAAUGGGAAAAUACCGGAGGAGUCUUUAUUACAUUUAACAAGUUUAACUUUUAAGUCAACACGGGAGGCUUUCAUUGAAAAAGACAUUAUUUUGCUACGGCAUACCGUAGAAUUUUUCUUAGACAUAAAAAUACAAAGUAAUCAAGUCAAUUUUUUGUUGUCUUUUGAACCAUACGAAAAUGAAUUAGAAACUUUAUUAAAAUCGGUUGAAAAUAACAUUUUCAACUCGGGGGAUGCAACAGUUUCUGAACCGGAAUGUGUAAAAUUACUCCUUCAAUUCUUAACAUGUUUAGUAAAUCAGAAAUUACCAAAAACUGAGUGUUUUUAUGAUCGCAUGAUAAAAUUAGCAUUACAAUUUUUAUCGCACGAAACGGUUUCAUCUCAGGCUUUAUUAAUACUUAAAGCAAUAACAAUUAAUUCAAAAAAUCCAAAUUUAAAACUAUUAGAAAUGAUGCUCCCAAAAUUAUCGAUAUUUUUAAUCGAAUUGGAAUUAAACUCGAUUGAAACCCCACGAAAUCUCGAAUACAACAAAAAAUUAUCGUGUUUAAUGGAAUUAUUAGCUUGUUUGGUCCAAAUUGAGGCAUUACGCGAAAACAUUUUAAACUGUUUCAAAGAACAACACAUAAGAAAAGUGUUUGAGCCAUUAUUAGGUGAAAAACAAAAUAAACAAAACGAAUUUUAUUCAGUUGAGAUGAUAACUUUAUUCGCAAACGCUUUAUUUUUGGUUACAAAAUUAGCGGAAUUUAACGAAGAAUGGUUUCAAUUGCGGACCGAAUUAUUUAAAAAUCGAGAAAUUCAAAUAUUAAUCGCCCAAGCUGUUUAUAACACAUCAGAAAAUGUUCGGUUUCAUGUACUCAAUUUAAUUUCACUUCCUUCAUUCCCACGUGAAGAUUUAGCAAAAGCAAUGACUUUAAUACAAUCAACUCUUAUCGUCGGCGAAAAAGAUGGAUUCGCAUCCCAACAGUUAAUGGAAAACUUUUGGUUCCCAAAAAUGUCAGUUGCGCAAUCCGAAGAAAUCGAUAAAAUAAUUAAUAACUUAAAAGAAACGAUUGUACAAAAUAAUUUAUCUAAAGUAGCUACAUCAGAAGUCAUGGAAUUAUACGAAUACAAAUUAGCCACGAUGGGACACGCCGAACGCGCCGCUUUAGCCAGCAUGGAAGCUGCAUCACAAAGAUGUACUCAUUUAGAACAACGCAUCGCUCAAUUAAAAGCUGAGCUAUCAAGAACGACACAACUUUUAUUUCACGCUCAACAAGGCCAAGAAGAAGCGACGAAAGAAAAUAAUAAAAUGUCUGAAAGAACUAAAGAAUUAGUCGUACGAUUAGAUGCUGCUAAAGGUAAAGUUAAGUUUUUAACCGGUCAAGUUGAAACGACAGAAAAAAGUUUAAAAGAAAAAACGAUUGCUUUGGAUGAAUGUCAAGUUGCGAAAAAAAUUGUUGAGGAAGAAUUAGAAAAAAGAAUGACAUAUCAACAAGCUUUAAGAGAAAAUUUAGUUAAAAAAGAGAAAGCUCACGAUGAAUUAAAGGAAAGAUUAUCGGUUUCAUCCGCAAAUGUCGAAUCAUUAAAAUCGCAAUUAUUUAAAGUUGAACAAGAGGCGGCACUUAAAGGUGCCGAGUUGGUGCACUGUCGGGAAGAUUUAAAAGAGGCUUGCGAUGAAUUAGAGAAGAAAAAGAGAAUUUUAGAUUCGAUUAUGGAAUUAACUACAACCUCCAAUAAAAAGAAAAAUCAUUCCUAAUAUUUUUUUGUUAUUAAAAAAACAAUUUUAUGUAGGUGUUUUAUGUCGAUUUAUGACAAACUGUAUAAAAAUUAUUUUGUAAUCAAUUCAAAUUUAAUUAAAAAAUUUAAAAAGC
This is a messenger RNA of Onthophagus taurus, 2670 nucleotides long. Its product is annotated as protein CIP2A homolog L. The record is from RefSeq and is a predicted model, not a curated record. NCBI's taxonomy places the organism in Eukaryota, Metazoa, Arthropoda, Insecta, Coleoptera, Scarabaeidae.